This is a messenger RNA of Coniophora puteana RWD-64-598 SS2, 825 nucleotides long. RefSeq lists its product as uncharacterized. The transcript is spliced from 2 exons. The record is from RefSeq and is a predicted model, not a curated record. Lineage: Eukaryota; Fungi; Basidiomycota; Agaricomycetes; Boletales; Coniophoraceae. Bases 1 to 825 code for a protein of 274 amino acids.
AUGAACAUCAACGGAGGGGUGGAUGAUGAGGACGUUUUUUCUAUCGGAGACGACGAGGACGAUGAAGACAUCGCAGGCUCUCAAUUGAACGGAGCCGCAGUGAACCCUGGUCGGCGGACACCACCCCCAGCAUACGAAGAGUUUGCUCAUGGCGAAACUCCUGGACUGACCUCCUCUGGCGGUUCAGACCAUCGUAACGAUCCACCUGCCACUAGGCAAAGCGCAGAACCAUCGGUGCAUGACUGGGACAAUGCCAGUUCAGAGACGGUGGAAGUCGGCACGACCUUUUCUCCUUCGCCAACUCCCCAGAAGUAUCAUAUCAGGCCCCAGGACACACUGCAGGGCAUAGCUCUCCGCUUCGGACUGAACGCACGAGCACUCUGUAAACUGAACAACUUACCACCAAGCACUCUAAGCACGACCCCACAUCUCCUUCACACCCGCACCGUGCUCACGCUUCCGCCGUCCGCCGCCUCGUCGUCUCAGCCGCAGACCCCGCCCGGACAACCGUCGGAGGAGUACGAGAGAAGGCGAGCCCUCGAGCGCGCGUCAAAACGCCUGCAGACGCUCACGAAAGAGACAGACUGGCGGGUCGCUAAGGCGUAUGCUGCUCUUGCGGACGAUCCGGAUGCUGAGGCCGCGUUCGAGGCAAAGUUGAAGGAGUUGAUGUUGAGCAGUCAGGGAGGCGGCGAGUCGAGUCUUGAGGCGAGGGCUGUUGAUCAGUAUCUGGACGACUUGGAGUGGGAGGCUACGGAGAUUAGGGAGGGCAGAGGCGUCAGGAUCGAGGGUCUGCGUGCUAGUUCCUCCAAGACCGCGAAGGGAUAG